Messenger RNA from Clonostachys rhizophaga, 1134 nucleotides. The record is from the annotation of a GenBank genome assembly. NCBI's taxonomy places the organism in Eukaryota, Fungi, Ascomycota, Sordariomycetes, Hypocreales, Bionectriaceae.
AUGUCCGAUGCAACAUCAACGUCGGUGAUUGCGGGCGAAUGGGCUCUGCUAUCUCUAGCCCUGGUCCUUGUUGCUGCUCGUGUGUUUGCCCGCAUACACCUUAACAAGGACAAACUCCAUCUCGCCGAUAUCUUCCUCCUAGUGGCGUCCGCUUGUGCAUUGGCGUUGGUUGUAUGCGACCAGCUGGUAUACAAUGUCGGCACCAUGCACAACUUCGAAGAUCCGGGGACAUAUACGCUACUAGUACGCUGUCUUGGAUCAUCCUUACUAGCCACCUUCGCUAAAGACUCGACGCAGAUCAGGUUUACUGUGAAUUACUGGUUUGAUUUUGGGAUGUACUUCCCCAAGUUCAGCAUCAUCUCCUUUUACUACACGCUCGUCCCGCGCACACAACCUCGAAUGCGACAAGCGCUAUAUGCCCUCACAGCCAUUACGGUGGCAAGUUCUCUUGUGACUUUCUUCGACGCGACGCUCUGGUGCGGAACGAAUAUAAAAUCCAAUUGGUCAGAGGCUCCCGAUUCUUGCAAAGCCUACGAUUCAAUGGUCAUGAUGCGCAUCCACUGGUCACUAAACUUCACCACAGAAGUAUUGAACGUCAUAUUUCCUUUCCCUCUGAUUCGAGACCUCAAACUCCCCAAGUUCAGAGAGAAGGUUGGCUUGGCUGCAAUAUUGGGACUCGGCAUAAUUACCAUCGCUGUCAGCAUCGGCCGAUUUGUCAAUAUGGCCAUUGUGGGCAAUGGCUUCUCAAAUUAUUUAUGGGCUACAUCUGAGCUGUGUGUCUCGAUUAUGGUUGUUGCACUCACAGCUCUGAGACCGCUGCUCCGAAAGAUAGCUCGUCUGAUCAACGCAACGAACAGCGACAGCGACUACAAGUACGGAAGGACCUCUGCCGGCUUGCACACAAAGACCGGCCGAUCGAAGCCAACACACACCCAGGGCUCAGGCGUCUACUGGAGGACUUACAGCGGUCCUGGUACGACUAAGGAUGGUGCGGCUGAGAGCGAGGAGGAGCUGCGAGGCAUCAAGACGAAGAAUCAUGUGAUAAAGACGGAGGAGAUUCAGAUAUUAACUGAAGACGCAAGAGCUGAGCAUUCCAAAAAGCCCCUGGGUACCGAGGUAUCAGUAAUGGCAUGA